Messenger RNA from Ilex paraguariensis (yerba mate), 669 nucleotides. Lineage: Eukaryota; Viridiplantae; Streptophyta; Magnoliopsida; Aquifoliales; Aquifoliaceae. The record is from the annotation of a GenBank genome assembly.
AUGGAGGUGACAGCCAGAGCUCCCGGCAAAAUCAUACUUGCCGGCGAACACGCUGUGGUUCACGGAUCAACGGCCGUCGCUGCCUCCAUUGAUCUCUAUACUUAUGCCUCUCUUCGCUUUCCCACUCCUGAAGAUAAUGAUGAUACACUUAAACUCCAGCUCAAGGAUAUGGCUUUAGAAUUUUCUUGGCCAGUUGGAAAAAUUAAAGAAGCACUGCCAGAAUUGGGGAGUCAUGCCGCAUCAUCACCCAUGUCAUGUUCACUGGAUACCAUUAAAUCAAUUGCAGCUCUAGUUGAAGAACAUAAUAUUCCAGAGGCCGAAACUGGACUUGCUGCUGGAGUUUCAGCUUUCCUUUGGUUAUACACUUCUAUCCAAGGGUAUAAACCUGCGAAGGUGAUUGUCACUUCUGAGCUUCCACAGAGCUCUGGAUUGGGUUCAUCGGCAGCAUUAUGUGUCUCCCUCUCAGCUGCUCUACUUGCUUUGUCCGAUGCUGUGAACUUAGAUUUUGGUCAACAAGGCUGGUUAAUGUUUGGAGAAAGCGAACUGGAAUUGGUUAACAAAUGGGCUUUUGGUGGUGAAAAAAUAAUCCACGGGAAGCCAUCUGGGAUAGACAACACGGUUAGUACAUAUGGUAUGUGUUCUUUCAUAGCAAUUUGGAAAACAGUUUGA